CGACAAGAGUGGUGAAAUUACAGUCCUUCCAGCAGUGAAAGAAGACAGGAACGGACCAGUUGGCUCCAGGGAAAGAGAAGAAGUGGUGGCAUCUCCCAGGCCUGCCCCUGCUCUCUCCUUGCCCCAACACCGCCUGCCUGCCUGCCUGCCUGCCAAACUUGGCCACAUUCCGGUGAGGUUCUCCAAGGCCUCCGGCUUGUGACAGCUUUCUCAACCGGUCUCAACCCUUCCUGAAGCCCAGCCGAAAGACCCCAGCGAGCCUCUCUCCAGAGCAGGGGGCACGAGAGCCCUCUGAUCCGGUGCCAGGGGUUGAGUUUGGAUAGAUGCAGCAUCCAGACACAUGGGGUCCGUCGGCGGUGCCAGGCAAUAGAGCGAGUCUGGAAACCGGCUGCCUGAAAAGCUGAGCUGGUCCGGACAGAGAGAAGCAGAAAAGGGGGCAUUUUGAGCCCUUCGGCUGGACGGCCCAAAGGGAAGAAGCUAAGAAGAAGGUCUCUGAGCAGCCACUUUCAAGAGCUUCCUUGGCUGGCAAGGGAGGAGGUUGAACCGCCAGUUCCUGCCAGCAGAAAGGCAAGAGGAAACGGCACCACCAUGGGCUCACGGAGCUGCGACAGGCCCCGGGGCUUCUCUGGGCCCCCGGGGGUCUUGGGCUGGCAGCAGCAAGCCACGGGCUUGGUCUUCCUUCUCCUGGUGGCCCUCCAGCAGCUGUGCUCCGUCUGGGCUUUCUCCACUUGCAAAACCUUGGACAUGGACCUGAUGAAACGGAAGAGGAUCGAAGCCAUCCGGGGACAGAUCCUCAGCAAACUCAAGCUCCCGAAACCCCCCGAGGUGGAGGAGUCGGACUCGCAGACCCUACCCGAAGAGGUCAUGGCUCUUUACAACAGCACCAGGGAAAUCAUCCGAGAGAUGGUGGCUGAGGAACUCCAGGAGACCGUUCACGAAGAAUACUACGCCAAGGAAGUGCACCGCUUCAUGAUGAUCCCCGUUAGCGAUGAAAGCUACGGCGAUCAGUACAAGAAGGACAACCAAAACGUCUACUUUGGAUUCAACAUCAAAACCAUCCGGAAUGCCAUUAGUAACCCCAACUUGGUGUACCGGGCAGAGCUGAGGAUGCAAGCCUCUGGCAAAGGGCAAGAACAGCGCCUGGAGCUUUACCACCAAAAAAACCACUCGGGGAAUGAUUCCACUUGGUACUACCUUCAAGGGCUGUCGUUAAAGGUGAAGAGCGAAAAAGAAUGGCUGUCCUUCGAUGUCACCACUGUUCUCCGGUUGUGGCUCGCAAGUAGAGACGAGCUGGGGAGAUUCCGGCUUAGCACGCACUGUUCCUGUGAUGGCAUCCGAAAUGAUCUAGCGAUACAAAUUGAAG
This is a messenger RNA of Thamnophis sirtalis, 1363 nucleotides long. The record is from RefSeq and is a predicted model, not a curated record. NCBI's taxonomy places the organism in Eukaryota, Metazoa, Chordata, Lepidosauria, Squamata, Natricidae.